Molecule: messenger RNA, 1401 nt
Organism: Phyllostomus discolor (pale spear-nosed bat)
Lineage: Eukaryota; Metazoa; Chordata; Mammalia; Chiroptera; Phyllostomidae
Gene: CTSE
Product: cathepsin E
Exons: 9
Coding region: 125-1315 (396 amino acids)
Biological process (GO): proteolysis
Cellular component (GO): endosome
Molecular function (GO): aspartic-type endopeptidase activity
Source: RefSeq, a predicted model, not a curated record
GUCCUCAGACUGAGCUGGGCAGGUCUGCGUUACGGAGAUUUGGUCCCACUGCCCUGUGGGACAGAAGAAAGGAGAAGUCGAAGGCAGGCCGUGGCAGAGCAAGAAAGGAGUUGCUGGCUGUACAAUGAAAACGCUUGUUCUUUUGCUGCUGGUGCUCCUGGACCUGGGGCAGGCCCAAGGAGCACUGCACAGGGUGCCCCUCAGGAAGCGUCAGUCCCUCCGAAAGAAGCUACGAGCUCAGGGCCAGCUCUCUGAGUUCUGGAAAUCCCAGAGUUUGGACAUGGUCCAGUUCACUGAGUCCUGCCAGAUGGAUCAGAGUGCCAACGAGCCCCUCAUCAACUACCUGGAUAUGGAAUACUUUGGCACCAUCUCCAUUGGCUCCCCACCACAGAACUUCACCGUCAUCUUUGACACCGGCUCCUCCAACCUCUGGGUCCCCUCGGUGUACUGCACCAGCCCGGCCUGCAAGACACACCCCAGGUUCCAGCCUUCCUGGUCCAACACGUACGGUGCAACGGGGAGACAUUUCUUCAUUCAGUACGGGACUGGCAGCUUGUCUGGGGUCAUCGGAGCUGACCAGGUCUCCGUGGAAGGACUGACGGUGGUCGGCCAGCAGUUUGGGGAGAGUGUCACAGAGCCUGGCCAGACCUUCGUGAACGCAGAGUUUGAUGGAAUUCUGGGCCUGGGAUACCCCUCCUUGGCUGUUGGAGGGGUGACCCCAGUGUUUGACAACAUGAUGGCCCAGAACCUGGUGGAUGUACCCAUGUUUUCUGUCUACAUGAGUAGUGACCCAGAAGGUAGAGCAGGGAGCGAGCUGACUUUUGGAGGCUACGACCACUCGCACUUCUCAGGGAGUCUGAAUUGGGUCCCAGUCACCAAGCAAGGCUACUGGCAGAUUGCACUGGACUCAAUCCAGGUCGGGAGCACCGUGAUGUUCUGCUCAGACGGCUGCCAGGCCAUUGUGGACACAGGGACCUCCCUCCUCACAGGCCCCUCAGGCGACAUCAAGCAGCUACAGAAGGCCAUUGGGGCUGCGCCCAUGGAUGGAGAAUAUGCUGUGGAGUGUGACAAUCUCAACGUCAUGCCGGAUGUCAUCUUCACCAUCAAUGGAGUCCCCUACAUUCUUCAACCAACUGCCUACACCCUGGUGGACUUCGUGGAUGGAAUGGAGCUCUGCCUCAGCGGCUUUCAAGGUCUUGACAUGCAGCCUCCAUCCGGGCCCCUCUGGAUCCUGGGCGACGUCUUCAUCAGACAGUUUUACUCCGUCUUUGACCGUGGGAAUAACCGGGUGGGGCUGGCCCGAGCCGCUCCCUAAAGAGGGGCCUGGGUCUGUGCCCACCUGCCUAACACCCAGGGAAAUCCAGCCGGGCCUGUUAGAGCGGGGCGUCACUCACACCUGCC